UUGUCCACAGUGAUAGUACUUCUGGCCCGUAGCCCUACUCCGAGUUUCAACAAUAUUAAUAAAUUUAUUAUUAUUGUUGUGAGUAAUAUUAUGAAUAGUAAGAAAUUUGUCAUAAAUCGGAAUUUUGAAUUUUCUUGAACCAUCUUUUAAUUCUUCAUUAUUGUUUCGUACAUUUUUAUUUUUUGUUAAAAAUUAUUAUUAUUUGGCAUUGACGAUUGUUGACGAUGUUUUCUUCAGACGCCAAUUAUUCGAAACUCAAGACUAACUUGAGAUUGGCGUUAAAUCGUCUCAAAUUAUUGGAAAAAAAGAAAACUGAACUAGCCCAAAAAGCGCGUAAAGAAAUUGCCGACAUGGUUGCAGCAGGGAAAAGUGAACGUGCCAAAAUUAGAGUCGAACAUAUCAUACGCGAAGACUACUUUGUUGAAGCACUUGAAAUUGUUGAGAUGUUUUGCGAUGCUCUGUUAUCCAGAUUUGGUCUCUUACAACAAUCAAAAAUUUUAGAUUCUUCUCUUGCAGAAUCAGUUUCUAGCUUAUUAUGGGUGGCUCCUCAUAUUCAAGCUGAUGUCAGUGAAAUGAAAGUGAUAUCUGACCAAUUAACUCAAAAAUUUGGUAAAAAAUAUACUGAGGCAUGCAGAUCAGAAAACAUGGACACUGUAUCUGAAAAACUGAAGCAUAAGUUGAGUUUAAGACCACCACCAAAGAUACUAGUGGAGAAGUAUUUAAUUGAAAUUUCCAAAAAUUAUAAUGUACCUUAUGAACCUGAUUUACAAGUCAUGCAAGAAUAUGAACAAUCUCAUAGUGUAGAUUCUAUACUUUUUGAUGGUAAAAAUGUAAUUAAUGAAAAUGCCACACGGCCUACAGGGUUUAUUGGUUUUCCAUCACAACCCAUGGCUCCAACUCAGGCUCCACCUAUUAGUUAUCCAAAUAUGCAAACUAUGAGUUCAAUGUUAGAUUCAGUUCCAUUGGAUUUUGAGAUACCAUCUUCAUUACCUACAGUACCUACUGUAAUUGCACCUACUAUACCUGCUAUACCUACGCCCAAAGUGCAGCCGAUUCCAAAACCACCAGCAGCUAAUAUAGUUAAACCUGUUCCGAAAAACCCAAUUUUUCCCAAUAAGAACUUGGGUUUUUCAAACUUACCUGACCUCCCUAGUGUACCUACAGAUAUACCUGUCGGUGAUGUUAAAGAUAAAGAUGAUGAUGAAGAAACUGAUUUUGAUGAAUUAUUAAAUCGAUUUGAGGAUUUAAAAAAGAACAAAAAAUAAGUAUUUUA
This is a messenger RNA of Melanaphis sacchari, 1273 nucleotides long. RefSeq names its product IST1 homolog (gene Ist1). The record is from RefSeq and is a predicted model, not a curated record. The transcript has 5 exons. Gene Ontology annotation, biological process: protein transport. Lineage: Eukaryota; Metazoa; Arthropoda; Insecta; Hemiptera; Aphididae. Bases 225 to 1265 code for a protein of 346 amino acids.